Molecule: messenger RNA, 3016 nt
Organism: Toxotes jaculatrix (banded archerfish)
Lineage: Eukaryota; Metazoa; Chordata; Actinopteri; Toxotidae
Exons: 9
Coding region: 1-2598 (865 amino acids)
Biological process (GO): regulation of translational fidelity
Cellular component (GO): membrane; cytoplasm
Molecular function (GO): double-stranded RNA binding; tRNA binding; nucleotidyltransferase activity
Source: RefSeq, a predicted model, not a curated record
AUGGCUCAACUCGGCGCACUUGAUAGGUCCGUAGGCAUACUAGGAAUCUCCAGCGGUUCUCUCCUGCUUUUGGUGAACAGCUAUGCUGGUUCUCCUCAAGAAGACUCCAUCCCCCAUACCGCUCUGGGGAUUCUUCUCCUCAUCGUUGCAGCCCUCUUAGCUUAUGCAGGUGUCCGUCGCAGUCUGUCCCACGCCCAGCUGUUUUCGUCUCUGUGUCUGACUGUCUCUGCUCUGUGGUGUGGUUCAGGUCUGGUGUACAUCCUGGUGGGGCGUGGAGUGCUGCAGCCCACAGAGCAGAGAUCCUCUCUGGUCCCUGGUCUGGCAGCAUUUACUUUAGCUUUGCUCAUCAUAGGCAGCGUGGCGCUCAUAGUAAAUAAAACAGUUCUGUCUGUCAUAGCUGUCUCUAUUAGCUUAGCAUGUGCCCAUCAAAUCGCUGGUCUGUCAGCUGCAGGUUUUGGUCAGUCUGCCACAGCUGCUAACUACCUCUUUGUCUGUCUGGUCGGUGCUUACUUCGGAUUUGGGCGUUUGCUGUCAGCUAUCACUCAUGGUAAAGUGGAACUUCCAGGAACCGGCCAGAAGAGAAAAGCUGAGCUGAGAACAGAGCAGAACCAGGGGUGUGGUGAUGCAGUGUCAGUGGGUUUGGUAAUGAACUUGUUGUCUGCCUCGGUGUUAGCCUGUCCUCUGUUAGGUGUGGUCCCCCGGCUCUCCACUAGUCAUGUCCCCUGGCUUUGGACAGCUGGAGUGUUCCAGCUUGGCAUGUGUGUGCUCUUUUACAGAACCAUGGACACACUAGCUGCCACUUUUUAUGGGUUCACUGCUCUGUUGAAAUUUGCUGAAGGUUACAGUGCUCUCUUAUCCUUCUACUCAAUCCAGCCUUUCUCCCCUGUUCCCUUCCCCGUCGUCUUCUCUGUGCUUUUCUUCAUCCUGGCUCUGUUCAGUUGUCAGAAGAACCUGCUGGAGGGGCUCUACCAAUUAUUCUUUGUAGCCUAUUGUAUUGCCAUCGCAACCCAGCCUCAAGGCUUCUUCCAAGCAGGCACUCAGGGUGUACAGGCAGCUAUAUUUGUAGUCUCUGCCAUCAUGCUUUUAAUUACCACAUUCAAUAUGGUCUCCAGCACCGCGAUUCCCACAGGAAAGGGCCAUUUCAAAGCUUUAGUAACCAGGAUUCGGGGUCUUACUCUCAGAGCACAAGAUAAAGAGCUGCAUUCACCUCACCUGGGCUAUUCCAGAUAUGCAGAUGCAGAGGUGUUAGGCCACGCCUGCAGUGUAUUGGCUGCUUUUGCUGUCACAGCCACAGUUGGUAACAGAAAUCCUCUGUCUGUGCUGGUUCUGCCCUGGGUGGUGGUGGCUGGUGGGGCCCUCCAGCUGCUCUGUGGCUCAGUAGCUUUUGCUCGGGGUAAAACCUUUGAGAGCACAGUUUUUAUCCUGUAUGGGGUGAUGUGGACAGUGUGGGGGUUGACACGAUACGGCGGCCUGUACGGUGAAUCCAGAGGCUUUAAUGUGGCUGUCGGGAUCAUUAGCUUCAUGCUGUUUAACUGUUUAGUGACAGCUGCGGCACUGUUUCUAAAUGUCACUUGGUUUGCUUACGCCCUCACCUUCCAGCUCAUCCUCAUUAGCUUCCUGCUGGACGCAGUGGGUGCUCUGCCUUAUGGUUAUGACAUAGGAGUCACUAUCAUCUUUGGUCUCGUCAGUUUUUAUUGCUUCCUUUGCCACAUUUUCAACAGCACCUUCCAGUCCCCCCAGAUCCCCUUAGGGAAACCUUUAGUCAAGCUGAGUGGUGUUGGGGGAGGCGCACAUAUCUGUCCUCAUGUACCAGCCCGCAAGGCUACAUCUGUCCAGCAGAUUGCAGAAAUCAUGAAAAACGGUGGGAUAUGUGGAAUGCCUACUGACACUGUUUAUGUGCUGGUGGCAGCUUGCAACAGGCCUGAUGCAGUUGUUAAAGCUUACAGGGUGAAGAGGCAGGCGCAGGACCGACCCAUGUCCAUGUGGAUCUCCUCUAUCAAGCAGUUGGAGCCGGUGCGACACCUGCUGAGCCCUCUGCUGCUGGACUUCAUGGAGGCUGCAUGGCCCUCGUCCAUUAGCAUGGUGAUACCCAGAGGUCCAUGGAUGGACACUUUUGGUUUGGGAGAUGCUGCACAACACAUAGGGACUCCACAAAGCAUUGCUAUCAGAAACCCAGACUGUUCUGUGGCCACUCACCUCAUUAAUCUGGUGGGGCCCAUCGCAGUAACCUCAGCCAACCCUACAGGCGAGGCAGACACAACUCAUCACAACCAAGUUUAUGCCAAACUGGGAAACAAGGUGGAUGGUGUACUAUGUGAUGGCCCCUCCCCAGAGAACAUUGCAUCUACUGUGGUUGACUGCACUAAGAUUGAAACAGGACACAUUGGUUUCUUCAGAGUGGGUCUCAUUCCUAAAUCCAAGGUUCUUCAGAUCUUUGAGGAGGUUCAGAGGAGACACAGACAGGGGCACACCAAUUCAGCUUUUGAGUAUGAUCUGCAUCUACCAGAAACACACCAGGACGUAAGUUCAGAUGAGGACAACACAACAGAGUCGGGAAGAGGAACAGGAAGCGCAACACCAUCCACACACACAUCCUGAGCAAAAUCCAGUGCUCAAAAGUGGAUCAUUGUAUCAAUGAACUGCUUAAAAAUGCUGCCAUCUGUAACAUAAAUACACUGUUGCUUAUAAAGUUGGAAUAAAAUAUAUUUUACCUCUUCUCAUGAAAUGAUUGUUAUAUCUUCCCAACUCUUGAUUGAUCAAUCUCUUACAAUGUGAUUACUGAUGUGUAUAAAUAGGAAUAAAAAGAGGAAUGUGUCUGAAAACAAAAUUAUUCCAACUUUAUGGGCAAUAGUGUAUAUCAAGCUAAUAAAGUGUGUUUUUUAUCUGUGUGGUCUGUAGAGCAUUGAGUCAAUAUUGUAGUAUAACAACAUAAGUGCUCUUGGUAAACUUUUGGGAUACUGGAUUAAAUUGCACUACUUCUACACAAAUAACCUAUAUGUAUAUAAAUAAAAUACUA